This is a messenger RNA of Microthlaspi erraticum, 426 nucleotides long. The record is from the annotation of a GenBank genome assembly. Lineage: Eukaryota; Viridiplantae; Streptophyta; Magnoliopsida; Brassicales; Brassicaceae.
AUGCGGCACAUGCAGAGGAUAGCUGCACCGUUCUUUGAGGGCGGAUUUUGGCCGGGGGAGGCCGACGAGUGGCGUUUGAGACUGGAACGGAAUUUUUGGUCUAUCAGAUGCCCAAUGGAGUAUCAGAUUGUGUUGGCAGUCCACUAUCUAAGUGGUGACGCGCAUUUGUGGUGGCCGGCGAUUGAGGGGGAGGAGAGCAGUGUGGACUUGGGGAAAAUUCCUAGCGGUUUUCAACGCAUGUACGUUUUAAGAGCAGCCUUUGUGGAGUUGGCGUCUUCGAUCGAGGAGGAUCAGUGCGAGCAGGUUGGUGCGGUAGCUGUGCCGUAUGCAAUUGCUCUUGCUAUCCAUCCUAGGAGUCAGCAUCAGCAGCCGCAGCAAUGCAGAGGAUCUGCUUCUGACAAAGGCGGCAAACCUGUGCAGGGCUAG